ACAGAAGGGGAGUACCAUGGAAUAGCGGAUGACGCUCUGGACCACAUUCAGGAUGCGAUCGACGAAGCUCUGGAUUCCACGACGCUUGAGUACGAGGUCACGUUGGCGUCGGGCGUUCUCACCCUUUCGUUGCCACCCCACGGAACGUGGGUUGUCAACAAACAAACGCCAAACCAGCAGUUGUGGUGGUCAAGUCCAUUGAGCGGACCCAAACGAUACGAGUAUGAUGAAGCCGACAAACUCUGGUUCUCGACCAAGGAU
Phaeodactylum tricornutum CCAP 1055/1 is the source of this 261-nucleotide messenger RNA. RefSeq lists its product with no specific name. Gene Ontology annotation, biological process: intracellular iron ion homeostasis; iron incorporation into metallo-sulfur cluster. The transcript has a single exon. The annotation marks the transcript as partial. NCBI's taxonomy places the organism in Eukaryota, Bacillariophyta, Bacillariophyceae, Surirellales, Neidiaceae. The record is from RefSeq and is a predicted model, not a curated record. Gene Ontology annotation, molecular function: 2 iron, 2 sulfur cluster binding; ferrous iron binding; iron chaperone activity. Gene Ontology annotation, cellular component: mitochondrion.